AUGGUUUGUGUUUGCAGUCACUUCAGAACAGCACAAAUUUCUACACACAGUUAUGAUGAAAGUGUUUCAUGCUUCCUUAGUGAAAUACUGAAAACUACAUAGGACCAUUUAAUUCUGAACAGGCAGUGAAAAUAUGGAGAUACCAGCCAUAAAUCUGAAGGCCAUUUUGUUGGUUCACUGGAUACUGACAGUUUGGGCAUGCUUACUUUCCUGGCUCCCAGCUUCUUAUGUGUUGGGGAACUUCAGUGUUCUUGCAGUGGGAGUGUGGGCCAUAGCACAGAGAGACUCCAUAGAUGCUGUUUUAUUGUUCUUGAUCGGACUGGCAGUGACAAUCUUGACUGAUAUUGUUCAUUUUGGGAUCUACUAUGCAGCAGCUGAACUCCUAUACGAGAGAUCCACACGGGACCUGUUCCGCUUUAGUGGAGGCAUGGCCAUCCUGAGCCUCUUGCUCAAACCUGUCUCCUGCUUCUUUGUCUACCAAAUGUACCGUGAGCGAGGGGGUGAAUACAAUGUCAAUUUUGGUUUCCCAUCAAUAUCUCGAAACAGAGAUGCCUACCAGUCUAUUGACCACAACGAUCAAUCUGGAAGCUCUGCCAACCCCUUUGGCCAAGCGGAAGAUGGCAAAUCUGGCACUCGUUCCUACUAAACAUUUAUUAAAAAAUAUAUAUAG
Molecule: messenger RNA, 670 nt
Organism: Danio rerio (zebrafish)
Lineage: Eukaryota; Metazoa; Chordata; Actinopteri; Cypriniformes; Danionidae
Gene: agtrap
Product: angiotensin II receptor associated protein
Biological process (GO): angiotensin-activated signaling pathway
Cellular component (GO): membrane
Source: RefSeq, marked provisional